This is a messenger RNA of Penicillium pulvis, 303 nucleotides long. RefSeq lists its product as uncharacterized. The coding region runs from base 1 to 303 and encodes 100 amino acids. The transcript has 2 exons. Lineage: Eukaryota; Fungi; Ascomycota; Eurotiomycetes; Eurotiales; Aspergillaceae. The record is from RefSeq and is a predicted model, not a curated record.
AUGGCGUCCCCUCAGAACAUUCGUCGGGCAGUUCUAGCUGCUGCGGUAACCUCCGUGACUAUUGCAGGCACAUUGUAUGGGGCUGGCCUAAAGACAAAUGAGGAGAUUGUCGAAAAUACCAAAAAACGCCAAGAAGCGACGUUCGAUGAGCAAAUGGCAGUUCUACAAGGCAUGCGCUCCAACCUGACAGCCCGAAGAGGAAUGAUCGAAACUCAAAUCCGAGACUUGGACACCAGGAUCCAAGAAAAGAACCAAAGAAGUACAGAGGGAAGCGACAAAGAGCGACCGCAGCAAGGCCGUUGA